GUUUUGUCGCGUGGAUACUUAGACAAGCUGUGAUUUCUCGGACUUUGAAUUCCUUGGGUUUGUUUUCUUACUAAAUCAGUGCAGUGCACAGAAAACGUCUCCAAAAGGACAGCUCAUUUUGCUCUUAAAUAAUGUCGACACGCGGUAAUUACGCCCUGUCCGACUUUAUAAGACUAGAGAAAAUCGGCGAAGGCACAUACGGAGUCGUGUACAAAUGUAAAAAUAAAGUCAACGGGAAAUUCGCUGCACUCAAAAAGAUACGUCUCGAAAAUGACGAAGAGGGUGUCCCUUCGACAGCUAUUCGGGAAAUAUCACUUCUAAAAGAAUUGCAACAUCCUAACAUAGUGAAUCUCGAGCAGGUAAUCAUGGAGAACGGAAGACUGUACUUAGUUUUUGAGUACCUAAAUUUGGAUUUAAAGCGCUAUUUGGAUGACAGUGGAAGAAAAAACUUGCUCGAACCUGGCACUGUUAAGGUAAAAUGCUACAGCAGUUGACUUUUUAGAGCUUUAUGUAUCAAAUGCUGCAAGGUCUGUUGUUUUGUCAUGGCAGGAGAGUUAUUCACAGGGAUCUAAAGCCCCAAAAUAUCCUGGUUGAUAUUGGAAGGAAAAUUGUUAAACUUGCAGAUUUCGGUUUGGCUCGCGCUUUUGGAAUUCCUGUUCGUGUACUAACUCAUGAGGUUGUUACUUUAUGGUAUCGAGCUCCAGAAAUCUUGCUUGGGGCUCAAAGGUAUUCUUGUGCCGUAGAUAUUUGGUCUAUGGGCUGUAUCUUUUCGGAGGUCUCAACGAAAGAAGCUUUGUUUCGAGGAGAUUCGGAAAUAGAUCAACUUUUUCGCAUCUUCCGGCUCCUUGGUACUCCAUCAGAAGAAGUUUGGCCAGGAGUUUCAAGUUUGCCGGAAUAUCAAAAGAAAAGUUUCCCUAUUUGGCGAAAUUCAAAGUUGUCUAUUCAAGAUAAUAUAGCUAAAGCCUUCAGCAGUCCUGGUCUUGAUUUGCUUCAGGCUAUGCUGAUCUAUGAACCUUCACGGCGUAUUACUGCAAGGGAUGCACUUUUGCAUCCUUAUUUUUCUGACUUGGACAAAUCUCUUGUGCCAGCAACUGGUGAAGAGUACAUUGGUUUGCCAUUAGACCAGUUACCGCGUGAAGUUGCUGCUAUAUUUCUAGCAGAUGGCGGUGAAGUAUAUCAUAAUUCCAACGAUACUGAAAAUAAUACUAACAAUUUAUGUGUUGCCGUCCAACCUGAUACCGUACAAUUAGGAAGUGCAGCAGUCCCUACAGCAAAAUAUUUGGCUGACUGCAAAAAGCAAGCUCAUCAAACAGUAGGUGCAGUUAAUUCCAAGUCUAGUCACCAUGUGGCACCGUUGGCAGACAAUCACGAAACUAAUAUGUCAAUUAGCUAGUCAGUAAAACCAGUCAAAACUUGGCUUUCUUAUUUACCACAAACCACCAGUUAUUUUCUAAUUUUGUCAUUAUUAUUCCAUUUUCUAUUACUAUGUAAAUGUUAUCCCGAUUCUAUAAGAUGUUAGUGCGUUUUUGUGUUUGUUUCAUUUUUCUUUGUAAUAAAUAUAACCUACUUCUAACUGCUAUUUUUGUGCGUAAUCACUAGAAAUCUAACUAAUCAUUCAAUUUGAUUGGAAAAACCUGUAGUUUCAUUGUAUGUCUUGAUUUUCAAAAAUGUACCAGAACUUACUAUUUGGUUCAUGGAUAUUUUGCCGCAAGUUCGUAAUUUCCAUCAAAACCCCUAAUUAAUAUGGCUUUCCUACCGAUCGCUUACAUUGAAAAUUUGUUUACCAUACUACUACAGUGUCAGCAAAUCGUAUCAUUUACAGAAUGCUAUUCCAUAAAGUAGUUUAUCAUUGCAUUAGUCAGACAUGUUUUUUGUCGGGUUUGAGUCUUCAAAAUCCCUUAUAACCAGGAUUUUGAAAUUCAUAGAUACAUGUUCCAGAACUUGCUGCAUCGACAGAGUAGUUUGCUUUUUGUCUCCUCUGUAUCUUGAUUAGUAUUAUGUCAUAGUUUUGAUUACUUGGGUUUAUUUCUGUUGCUCUCAUAAUUC
Schistosoma rodhaini is the source of this 2046-nucleotide messenger RNA. The record is from the annotation of a GenBank genome assembly. NCBI's taxonomy places the organism in Eukaryota, Metazoa, Platyhelminthes, Trematoda, Strigeidida, Schistosomatidae.